UUCAGACGCUGGUGAUUCCUACGAAGAUUACGAACCUUACGCCGAAGAUUCUACGGCCCUUUAUUCGGAUGAUUCGACAGCCAUGACGAGCAGCGGGAGCUAUGGCAGAGGGGUUUACAACCCGCGGGUCGAAUGCCAGCUGUACUCACCCUCCAUGAUGUUACGACGGGCACCUUGUCACCCUUCCGAACAGUCUCUUGUUUAUGUGUACGAAACAGGAUCCAGGAGAAGGAAGAUGGCUCUACCUAAGGGAAACCUCGGAACGCGGAGCGCCCCAGUGCCCUCUGCGACUCUUUUUCGGAGACACAGCACCAACAGCCAUUACCUGAGCAACGACCAGAGAUCACGAAGAGUGAUGCAUGGGCAACUGAGUACUGACUGUUACCCCAGCGAGAUGAUUGAUAUAGAUCCGCCUUACAUGACGACAUCUUAUGAUGAUUUGCACCAUCCUUACUACGACAUAUACUGCUCCAAGCCUGUACCAGUCACACCUCAUCACUUUGGGCUCAGCAAGUAUGGUCAUCUCAAGAUAGAUUAUUCCCUCAGUUGGAAUUCUCUUGACAGAUACAUCGCCACAGACUGAUUACAGAGACUGUAAUUGAGUCCCAUUUAACACAUUUAAGGGUAGGUUAACAAGAUAAUAUUUUGGUGUCACAUCCAUUCCAAGAAAUGGGACUCUUAAGAUGAAGUACAUCUUUUCAAAUCCUACCUCAUGUAAGCUUCAAUAAUACCUUAAAGAACAUGAAUGCUUGUCACACUGACAAACUGUUAUACUUAUUAGAUCUGAGGUUCUCACAGCAUAGACUAUGAAGAUGAUUAUCUGUUAGGAUUUGACACUGUGUAAUCUGGAAAAGUUCAACAAUGUUUCAGAGGACUGUACUGCCCCUACCUUCAGAGCUUAAUAUAUGUUCAUUGCUUGCUAAGCAUAUUUUGGACCUUGAAGAUGGAGGUAGUGUAUUGUUUAAAAUAUUUCUGAACUACAUGGCAUCACAUCCCAAUGGUGGUACUCUUCAAACACUUACCUUGUUCUCUGAGUUCCUUUACAGGUAAUUUAAAUUGAAACAGCAUCAGGAAUGUAAAUAGGUAUCCUUAAAUUUUUGUAUAUUCCUGUACCUUUCCUGAUGAUUUUUCAAUAAAGUUGAAGGUUUCAUUAACCUCAUCACUGCCAAACAUAGUAUCCUUGAAGUGUAAGUAGGGUGUUGGUGAUGCCAAACGCCCCCAGUAUAUUCUUUAAUAACCUGCUUAACUCUGUUCUUCAUUCCAGCAUCAAGCUAACACCACAAGCUUUAGGAACGUUCAAUUGUUGUGUAAGAAUCAAAGAUCUUAAAUUGUAGAGCUUGACAUUUCAUGUGUAUUUUUAAUAUAAUAAGUAAGUUUAAAUA
Molecule: messenger RNA, 1382 nt
Organism: Cryptotermes secundus
Lineage: Eukaryota; Metazoa; Arthropoda; Insecta; Blattodea; Kalotermitidae
Exons: 2
Coding region: 83-583 (166 amino acids)
Source: RefSeq, a predicted model, not a curated record